GGUCAUUUGGUUGCAGUAGCGUUAAGAUGGCUGGUGAAAGUGGGGGGAGGAGGCCGGGGGUGACAUGGAGCAGAUAGUAAAACGACCCAUCAUGGUCAGCAGCUGUGGUGGUGGUGGCCGCCUUGACGACCACCGCGCUGGGUCACAAUGGAUGGCAUGAUGUAAACCUGCAGUGUGUGGUGGUGUCGGGCGCGCGAGAUGUGAGGUGCAGGGGGCCCGGGGUGGGUGUGUCAAAUGGCUGGUGACAUCUAUUGAUUGAAAUGGGAUUUGGUGUUGUGGCUGUGGUGAUUACCCCCCUCUUUUUUUUUUUUUUUUUUUUUUUCACCAGCCAGGUAUGUGUGGUGAUCCCCCUCUCAGUGUGUCCUGGUGGCAACAUGAGAAUGGUGGAGGCGCUUGGUUCAUUGUUGUCAGGCUGAUGCCGUUUAUCAGAAAGGUGUUGCUAUGGUCAUAAGCUGGCCAGAUUGGUAGGAAAGACACUGCAGGACAAGACUUGUGUUUGGUGUUAGGUGUUUGUAUCUUUUUUUAUUUUAUGCAUAUAUCAUCAAGAAAUGGGUCUGAAGGGUGGUUUUAACAUUUCAUUCAGAAUUCUGCUUAUUAAUCACUUACUCACCUUUAUGACAGGUGUGUUGCAGUUAACAGAAUUGCACUGAAUCAUUUGAGAAAAAAAAAAACACUGCAUAUUGUUUAUUUGUAAGACCACUUACAAUUGAUCCUUGGGAAGUAAGCUUUCCCCAAACAUUGUCCAAUAUUGGAAAUUGAGCAUUUAUCCCUAGGUUCAUGAAGACAGUCAUAAUUCAAGAGGACAUUUACAUAAAACUUGGCCAUCAACAUUAGAUCACAUCAUAAAGAAGGCGCAGAGCUGAAGAUAUAAAUCCAAGUGAUGACAGCUCACUCAGGCAGCACCGGAGUGGCACAGCGCAUGUUUGCUGUGAGCUGUGCUGCAGCAAGACACUGAACCUCAUCCCUCCCUUGGCCCAUCAUGUUCCAUCGCUUCCACGACCGAGCUGGGCAAGACCCUGAUAUGAUGCAGAGUGGCAGCCGCAGCAACACUCCAGCCAGUGCGCUGGAUGGGAGAGCCAUGUUCCCUCACUCAUCAUCCGUCCCAGGCCAGCAGAUCCCUGUCUCAUACCCAAGCAUAUCCAGCCCCAACCCCAAUCUCAUAUCACCGAGUGCCCAACUCAUGGCCCUGGGACACAACAUGAUGUUUCCGGGGUCUAAGUUCAUGCCUCCAACCCCUCCUGAGGCCCAUAGGUACCUUCCAGAGUCAUACAGGUUAGCUGCUGAAUCUCUUGACCAAACCAGGUAUGGGCUGGAAACUCAGAGAAUGCCGGCAGAUCCCUACAGACAGACUGGUGAUUCCCAACGCCUUCCUGCUGACCUGCAGCGCAUUAGAUCAGAGCUUCAGAGAACGGAGGAGCAAGCUUUGGACCCUUACCAUCGUCCUGCCAGCGACUCCUAUAGGAACCCAAUGGAUGUACAAAGAGCUCAGGAGUUGGCUUCCAGUGCACAGCGCUUGGUGUCUGACCUCCAGCGUCUACAGUCAGACCCUGAGCGGCUGGUGGCUGAAGCCCUUCGUCCCCAAGCGUCAGAGUCCAUGCGGAGCUCUGAGGUGGCUUACCGCUCCAUCAUGGCUGACUCUCUCAGGCAACCUUCAGAGGCUUCUCAGCGCAGCAUGCACGAGUCUGUACGCAGCCAUGCAGAUGCACAACGCAUGGUUCAGGAAAGCCUCAGAGAUUACUUCAAUCCAUCUCAGAGAAUUAUGCAAGAAACUUUAAGAUCUCCAACAGAGCAAAGACUGAUGCCAGAAAAUUUACGUUACUCAGGAGAAAAUUUAAGAUCAGAAUCACUACGAUAUGGAACAGAUUUAAGCAGCCAACGCAUGAUGCCAGAGAAUUUGCAUAUUGGAGCUGAAACCUCACAGCACCUUCAGCCUCGAGCUGACACCCCUCAUUUCCAAGUCAGUACAGAAAGUGCACAGCAUGGUCGUGUGAAAGCAGAGACGCCCCAGCACAUGCCAGGCAGGGCAGAGACUCCACAGCACUUAAGGAUGGGAGCUGAAACCCCUCAGCACUUGCAGGGCAGGGCAGGGACUCCACAACAUUUGAGGAUAGGAGCUGAAACACCUCAGCACUUGCAAGGAAGAUCAGAGACUCCACAGCACCUGAGGAUGGGAACUGAAACACCUCAGCACUUGCAAGGCAGGGCAGAGACCCCACAGCACUUGAGGAUGGGAGCUGAAACUCCCCAGCACUUGCAAGGCAGGGCAGAGACCCCACAGCACUUGAGGAUGGGAGCUGAAACUCCCCAGCACUUGCAAGGCAGGGCAGAGACCCCACAGCACUUGAGGAUGGGAGCUGAAACACCUCAGCACUUGCAAGGCAGGGCAGAGACCCCACAGCACUUGAGGAUGGGAGCUGAAACACCUCAGCACUUGCAAGGUAGGGCAGAGACCCCACAGCACUUGAGGAUGGGAGCUGAAACUCCCCAGCACUUGCAAGGCAGGGCAGAGACACCACAGCACUUGAGGAUGGGAGCUGAAACACCCCAGCACUUGCAAGGCAGGGCAGAGACCCCACAGCACAUACAGAUGGGUUCAGAAACUCCUCACCACCUCAGAAUGAGUGAGGAAGCACAUCAUCUCAGAAUUAGGUCUGAAACACCCCAACACAUGCAUGUUGAACCUGAGGCGCCCCAUCACCUAAGAAUAAGUAAUGAAGCUCAUCAGCACAUAAGAAUGAGUGCAGAAACACCUCAGCAUCUUAGACUUGGAGCAGAAACACCUCAGCACAUAAGAAUGGGUUCAGAAGCACCUCAGCAUCUGAGAGUUGGGACAGAAACUCCACAACAUGUCAGAGUUGGAGCUGAAACACCUCAGCACCUCAGAAUGGGAGCUGAAACUCCUCAGCAUCUACAAAUGAGCGUGGAAACACCUCAACACCUCAGAGAUGAUAAUGAAACACAUCAGCACCUCAGAGUUGGAGGAGAAACACCUUUACACCUAAGAGCAGGACUAGAAUCUUCUCAGCACCUGCACCUCAGGCAUGGAGAAAAUUCUCAGCACCAUCGCCUUGGGUCAGAGGGCAGCCAGCACCACCUUGGGAUGGAGGGCAGCCAGCACAUGCGCCUGGGCCCCGACACACCACAUCACCUCCGCCUGACUGCAGACACACCCCAGGGCCACCCAUUAAUGCCAGAGAAUCUCAGGGUGACAAGUGAAGCUUCACACAUGGUUCCUGAGAACUUGUGUGUGACAGAAGCUUCUCAUCCCAUGCCUCAAAAUCUCCGUAUUAACCAUAACAGCGGUGGCAACACCAACAAUAGCAGCAGCAGUAGUGCCGGUAACAACACCAGGAUAAACACUUUGCCACUUCCAGACUCCUCCAUGCGCUCCCACUAUGACUCCUUAAGUCACCGCAUGAUGCCUGAGUCAUCUCACCCAUUAAGAGACCCCAUGAGGGUGGAAUCUCCUCGUUAUGGUGACUCACUGUACAGAGCUGACCUGGGCCACAACAGUGUGGGUCCAUCCACUCCUGCUGCCUCUUCUAUGUUCUCCGUGCCUGAUGGCAGUAACAACCCAGCACCACAGCACCAGUUGUAUUCCAGCUCCUUCAGUGCUGUGUUCAACCAGUACAUAAGUGAAAACCAGGAUAGGGAUCAUAGGGACUCACAGGGAAUGGAAGCCCUUGAUAUGAAGCCAUAUGAUGUCAAAACCUUCAGUCAGGACUACCCUUCCACCAUGACAGGGCAUGAGUCCUACAUGCAAGUUGCACCUAAGCCUCCUAAACCCAAGAAGCCAAAAGAUCCCAAACCACCCCGCACACCAGUCAUUCACAAAUGUAACGACUGUGACAAAAUAUUCAAGAACAGCACACAGCUCAAGAAUCACAUGUGGCGCCACACAGGGGAGAAGCCCUUUUCCUGUGAAGUGUGUGGCUCAAAGUUUACUCAGCAGGGAAACCUGAGAGCUCACAAGAGAAUUCACACUGGAGAACGACCUUACCAGUGUCCACAGUGCAAGGCCUGCUUCACACAGCUCUCCACACUCAAGACCCACCAAAAAAUUCAUUCUGAUGAGCGACCUUACAAGUGUGACCAAUGUGAUGCUGCAUUCAGACAGAUAGCCAAUUUGAAGACCCAUGCUGUCACCCACACAGGGGAGCGACCUCACAAGUGUGACCAGUGCGACAAGGCUUUCACACAAAAAUCAAACCUCAAAGCUCACAAGAAUCGAGUGCAUUCAUUGGAUGGGGGAACCACUAUCAGAAGAGGCAGAAAAAAAAACCCCGCCGCCAUUAAGCCAUACAACUGCAUGGAGUGUGGUGCCAAAUUUACAAUGAUGAGCAACCUCCGAAUCCACAUGAAGCUUCACCUGGGGGAGCGUCCCUUUGAGUGUGAAUAUUGCGGUGCCGGCUUUGCCCAGAGGUCUAAUCUUAAGACCCACGUACAGAGGAUGCACACCAAGCUUCCGGGUCACGGGCGGCGCAGGAUCAAAUGCGAUGAGUGUCCAGCCAUGUUUAGACUCAGGCGCUGCCUAAAAACUCACAAAAAGAAAAGACAUCCAAUCAAGAGCCUCAAAAUCAAGAUCCUAAGAGAAUCAAAACUUUAUAUGAAAUCUGAUGGAACAGAAGGAAAGAGAGGAGGGGUAGGGCGUGAUGAUGAGGGAGAGGACGAUAUUGAGGAAGGGGAGGAUGGAACAGAUGGGCCAAGUUUAGAACCUAUUGUCCAGUUGUGUGAACCAAAGGAAGAGCCGUACUCACCCAACUACCACAGUGCUGAGUCCCCUUACAGCACAAGUGAGUGGUCACGGGAGGAGGAGGAGGAAGCCAGGGAGGUGCAAAGGGGCAGAAGAGAAUCAAAAGAUCUUCCACAAGAGUCUUCAGAAGCAGGUUUAAGUAAAUGAGAAGUAUAUGCAAAAACCUGACUUGAGUGUCUCAUGCAAAAGCUUGCCGAAAAAGAAAACACAAGAAAUUAUUUAGAGGCACCCAAGUUGGUAUUCUUUUGGUUUCCUCCACUUGUUUUUUAUCCCCAAACAAAGUUUUUCUUAUUUUUGAAGUUUUAUGAUAAAGCCUGUAUAACUAUUGCCAGAUUUUGAUGCCUGAUGGCUUUUGUGGGUGUUAGGUCAAAGGUUUGUCAUGCAUUCAUCAAGCUCCUAACAGAAUGCCUCCAGUCUCCUUUUUGCCCUGCUUUCCCUCUGUGUGGACUGCACUGGUGAAUGUUGCCUUGCUUUACUAUGAAUAUUGUACUUACACAUUGUCAUGGGAAGAAGCAUAUCAACAGUAAGGUCAGCAUUGACACUUUCUGCAGCUCCACAUCAGAGGGAAGAUUACUCAUAGAAAAAAUUACUCAGACUUUCCAAAGUUAUAUUUAUAUACUGUCAUCUUGUGCAGUUCCUUAUGGGUGCAAAUGAUCAAUCAAAAUCAUCAUGAGUCAGCUAUUAUCUACAUAAACUGACUGCUUAUAUUCAAAAGUAGGUUAAUAAAUUUUAACAUAACCCACCUGGCGGUCUGUUAAUUGGGAGAAAUAGGGGCAUAGACUUUCAAGGAUUGCAGUUAUUAAGAAUUUGCCAGUGUUCUUGCCAACUGUCUUCACACAGAUUACAAGCCUUACUUGGAAACUACCUUUUCUGAAAGUUUUCUAGUUUUCUACAGGAAACUUUUGACAUUUUAACCAAACAACCAAGAGAAGCUCAUGAAUAGUUUGUUGUGAAUGAAGACAGAAUUCAGCGUUAGUGAACAGGAAUGCUUUCUUGGCUCCUGAAAACAGCUUUAAUAGUCCCAGCAGGCAUGACCACAGCCAUACUUGAGGUGCCACACAGCUCAGUGAUGCAGGCAACUAUUGUCAUCCAGAGUAUAAUGAGCCAGUGGGUUUCCUGGCACUUGAGUGUGACUGUGGUGUGUCUGCACUGGAUAUUUGAUCUGAUGGCUUUAGAUUGAAGGAUAAGAGUUGACAUGUUGGGUUGUGGUAACAUUGCUUAUUGCAUCUGAUCCUGAUUUGAGAAAACACAUUACCAGCCUCUUUACCCAAGUUCAUACUCUACAUAUCCAGUAGUAAUAGGAGGAGAUGCAUGGAAGUGGUACCACAGUCAACAUUUGGGUUAGUGACAAGGUCAGUACAACCUACAGGGGAGGCUCAGCUACCCACUCCAGCUCAGGGAAAGUUGAUCCUCAUCAACACUCCGUCUACAAGCUGAAAACACAGUAGUAACACAUAAUCAAUAUAGAGAAGUAGAGAGACAGUGAAAGCACUGAUGUAUACAGUAUAAACAGAAAAAUUCCUUGACUUCAAUUACUUUCACAUUUUUUUUUUUUUUUUUCUUUUUCAAAUCAGGGUCUUUAUUACUUUAACAUUAUUGUUUUUAGUGUAUAAUAUAUUAACUGAUCAAUUGUUCAACUCCAGUUUAAGUAAAUAAUCCAAAUUUUUUAAGAACACUCCUUAGGUCUUAACUCCCAUGUCAAUCAAAGGUAGUGUGUAGGACCCUAAGAGAAUAUUUUCAUUUAGCACUGCAAUUGUGAGAACUAUGGUAGUUUUGUAGUUUGAAACUAUACUGUUUUGGGCUUCUUCCUAGUUCCUCAAGACACAGUAAACAUAUCCAAGGGUCGGAGAGCGCGGGGCCGCCUCUCAGUGGUGGUGGCCAGCAGCGUUCAUCCUGGCUGGCUGAGGUGUGUCAUGCGAGGCAACUCCCUGUGACUGACCAUAAGAGUAGAGUGCAGUUUGUUGGUUUCACCUUCUAAGUGUCUUUCCUGUCUUAAACUAAGCAUUUUUUAUUCAUAAUACUAUAAGGUUUUGACUUCAACUGUGCAAAACUUCUAGAAACCCAACCCCUCUUAGUACCUGUAAGACUUUUUAAAAUCUAAAAUGAAGCUGCAUAUGCAAUGCCUCUUUAUUACUUUAUAUAAUUAAUAGGAUUGAUAGUGUGUAGGACUGAUAGUAUUCAUAUAUAUAUUGUUCAAUUCCCUAUAGUGGCGACCUCAGUGUAGAGGUGUUCUUGUUUGAGGAAUCUUGCAUGCUUGAGUUAAAUAUGAUGGAUUCCAGCAUCCCAAGAUCCCCUGGAGCAUGUCAGCUGUGUGUGUGUGUGUGUGUGUGUGUGUGUGUGUGUGUGUGUGUGUGUGUGUGUGUGUGUGUGUGUGUGUGUGUACAUUUGUAUGUUUGUAUAUGUGAGUGUGUGGUAUUGCUCGCCAGUGUGUAGUUUGCCCCAAGAGACAUAUUGACUGGGGUUUGCUUUGCCAUACAUGACAGUUUUGUUUUUAUUUCCCAAGUCACUGUCCAGGAUUGUGCUUCAGAGAUGCACCAAGCAGCAAGGCAGAGCAUCGGGUCUCCUGAUGGCCAGUUGUUGAUGAGAUUUUUUUCCUCAACUGUAGUGUGCUUGUAGUUAUGACACUUAGACACAUACCAAUCAGUGCCAUGGUAAGGGAAGCUUAAGCCUUGCUGCAUUUGAGUAUCUCUGAGACAUGAACCUUGAUGAUCUAAAACCAAGGAAAAAUGAGAUCUGUCUAGUAUUAUCAUGAUUUCUUUAAGAGGCUAUUGCUGCUCAGUAUCCUCUGAAGACUUCAUUGGAGUAUAUUAUAGAUUACUGCUUAUCAGUCAUCCUUUAUAGAGGGCUGAAACAAGCAGUCUGGAUUUACGUAUACGGUGCACCGAGUCAAUUGCCAUAGUGACUGCUCCAUCCAUAACCCAGGGACAGGAACAAAACCUCUCUCUACUAAAAACAAGUGUGCAUCAUGAUAGAGCUACUGAGUCACCUGCAAGAAUGUUGAAAGGUCUAAAGCUGAGGUUGAUGUGAUUAUAUAUCCACUGUGUUUGUGAAGGGUUAUGGAGGAGCAGGGUGGUCAGUGUGGGAUGAAGGUGAUGGGAUGCAGAGGUUGUCAGCAGUGCACUCGAGUUGAAGGGAUUUGGGGGUGUUGUUUGUGUGUGAAUACUUUUUUUUUUUUUUUUUUUUUUUUUUUUUUUUUUAUUGAUAAAUCCAAGGUUUCUUCCAUUCAUGAAUGUGUGGUCAAGAAUCAAGCUGACAUGCACGUGUUCAUGAACUGAAAUUAAACAUAACAUGCCUACACAUUAUGCAGACAUGUCCAUACAUGUAUACAUUUAUAUGCAAAUUCUCACCCACUCCUGCAGUCUGUUAUUGUAAGAGAUUUUACUGUACGGGUCUUUGCUUAGUUAGCCACCACAGGAGCAACAACCCUUGAACUUUGCAAUGCUGAGCUGUCCUUUGAUCUUAUGUACCCAUUGUGAGUCAUCAACUCGUAGAAUAUCCUGGGGGAGUGUGUUCCCUCUGUGUGAGAUGUACCUUGUGCCAAAUGUGAUGUGUAGGCACAAACCCCAUUGUGUAUUAUUUCAGACUUACCAUUAUUGCUCUGUUGUUCAGGCCACACACAUGGUUCAGGAGUAAAUUGUAAACACAACAGUACUGUCUCCAGGGAUGCAGAAAUGGCAAGCCUUCCUGGCAGCAGUUGCUGGUCCUGAUGGGAUGAGGAAGUGAUGCAGUUGUUUUGGUCUCUGAUCGUUUUUUUUUUUUUUUUUUUUUUUUUUUUUUUUUUUUUUUUUUUUUUUUUUUUUCACCCUUCUCUAGAAAUGCACUUAAUAUUAAUGCCAAGUAUCAGUAGUAAUCUGAGUUUGACCCAUCACUUGCUACAGUGAGUGCUUGGGCAUUGUGAUAUUAGUUAUUAAUCAGGUUGGUGGAUAUUCUUGCUGAGUCAGGGCUGAGCCAAACUGCUGCUGGAAGUGUGUGCCAGUGCCCCUGUGGUGACUUCUUCCCUGAGUGUCAAAUUCACAGGUUGGUGGCAAGACCAGAGUAUGUUGCCCACAUGAGCCAGUAAGGUUGAGAUGAGUAGGUUGUGGCAUAUCAUCCCUCAGCCUUAUAGUGACGCCAACUACACAAACCACCUGCCCUUCAGUGAACCCCAGCUUUUGAAUAUCUUCAUUGUGCAAGAUAGUAAACAUAGAGGUGACAUAUAUUAUUUCAUACUUUCUUAACAAGAAAAUACUAAAAAACCCUCUAGAACCAAAUAUCUUGAACAUUGAGGAUAUGUGAAAGGUUAUGUACAUUUGGGCUUUCAUAAAUACUUUAGACGUACUGCAGUUUUAGAAGAAAAAUUAUUCAUGUUGAGCCUCAUAUCCAGAGCAAAGGAAAAUGUCCUUUGCUGGUAGAAGUUAUAACAGCAAGUGCUCUUUGUGGGUGGUGGUGGUGGUGUGGGUUGGUGCAGCUGCCUUGGAGGGACUCUGGGCCCCUUUUGUCUUGCCUACCAGCCUCACUUUUCAGCCUAGUUUCUUCUUUCAUAACCUCCUUAUGCUUGUGAUACAUUCAUUUAGCUGUGGUAGCAAGGACACCCUGGUCCUCCCAGCACCACACACAUGCUGAGGCCAUGGUGGUGCCACAGCCUCAGUCUGUGUGUGGCAUGGAGUCCAGCAGUGUUUGGUGCUGCGUUGGGGCAGCCAUCUGGCACCACCUGCUGCCCAGCAUAUUAUCUUUCCAUGGUCAGUGUUUCAUGAAGUCAAUCAGAGUUUAUAGUGUUAUUUCUAUGGAGAUUAUUAUUAUAUAUAUUAUAUUUGCUUUGCAUGUAGCUCUUUAUUUUCUGUAUAAAAGUUUAACACUUGAUAUAGGAAUAUAUUAUCUAUGCAGUUUUUUUUUUUUUUUUAUUGCUUACCAGAGUUAAUUGGCAAUACUAAUACAUUAUCACAUGUACAAAUUAUUUUGUUCACUUUGACAUGUAUCUGUGUUUAUAUUUUGAGGGCGUUGCUGGUAACCCAAGCUUGUGUGUGUCUGGGGCAGGUCAUUGUGUCCUGCAGGACAGUCAUCAUAUCCAUGACAUUUUGUUCUCACCUCAUCAUCAUCUGUUAGGGUUUGAUGAGGAGUUGUCCUUUCACCAGAUAGAAAGAGAAAAGCAGUAGCAAAAAUGCAGUAUGUAUAUUUAUUUAUUUUUUUGUUGAUUUAUUUAAUUUAAUUUAAUCUUUUUAUUUAUUUUAUUUUUUUUUCUUAUUUAUCUAUUUAUUUAUUUUAUUUUAUUUUAUUUUAUUUUAUUUUAUUUUAUUUUAUUUUAUUUAUUUAUUUUUUUUUUUUUCAUUGGUUUUAAAAGUAAGUUAAAUAUUGUCUUGUUGAAGUACCAAAGAGGAAAGAAACUGUGAGGUGUGCUGUCAGUUUGGUUGAGAGGAGAGGCAUGCCAGUAAUGUAAGGUUUACUGAGGUUGUGAUAGCAUGGGCAUGAGGCCUCAUCUUAUCCACCACUGACAGCCACCCUCGUUUCACAUUGUAUUAUGUAUUGUUUUGUUUUUAAGAGUUUUGGAGAGGGAAAUUAAUUAACUAUAGUGAUCUUUUGUUUUUAUUGGAGCAAGAAUCCAUAGUUGUUUUUAAGAUAAAAAAAAAAUCUUGUUAAAUUACAAUUGGGUGAAAGUGUGGGAGGGAAAGUGGUGGUGGGCAGGUAACCAGCAAGACCCCGGACACAAGAUGCCAUAAGUCUAACACUGUAACCUGCUUUCUGUCUGCUGGGCAUUACAAAGUUUAUUGCCAUCAAUAUAAAGUUAUGAAAUUAUAUUCUCAGAGGUGUGUCAGAUUUCUGUUGCCUUUCCUAUAUUGAUAUUUUUAGCUUUAGUUCCCCAUAGCUCUAACUCCCAUAUACUCAUUAUAUUUACUAUCCAUAGCAUUAUUAUAAUGGAAAUUCUAUUUUAUUUGAUAAUUUGAUGCAAGCAGGUAAAAGGAGAUGAUACUGAUAUGCUUUCUAUAUAUGCAUGAAAUAUAUAAUUUAUCGGUAAUGACAAUGCUAUCGCUGAGAAAAUAUGUAACUGUACUACUCGGUAACUCUUUUUGUAAUACAACUAAUGUACUUUGUCUAUCAAUAAAACAUUUAAUAACA
Molecule: messenger RNA, 10843 nt
Organism: Scylla paramamosain (green mud crab)
Lineage: Eukaryota; Metazoa; Arthropoda; Malacostraca; Decapoda; Portunidae
Exons: 4
Coding region: 980-4900 (1306 amino acids)
Source: RefSeq, a predicted model, not a curated record